Penicillium olsonii is the source of this 954-nucleotide messenger RNA. The record is from the annotation of a GenBank genome assembly. Lineage: Eukaryota; Fungi; Ascomycota; Eurotiomycetes; Eurotiales; Aspergillaceae.
AUGAAUCCGAACUCGAAUCCACGCCAGCGCAAGACGUCCCCAGUCCCACCGACCGCGAAAUUAGAGACAUCCCUUGAAAGCUCGCUUGAAAGCUCCCCUGAAAGCCAAUCAAGCCUUCUCUCAUACGAUGAAUUGCCAGAGUGGUAUCAAGAUAACGAGUUCAUUCAUCGUGGCUACCGACCGGUCUCAAGAUCAGCCCGCGCGUGCAUCUCUAGUUGGCUCGCUCUACAUACCGAAACUGUCAACAUUCACUCGCACCUGAUUCCAGCCGUUCUAUUCUCCAUUGUUGAGGCCGGUGUUUUUAAGUAUUUGCAGACCAAGUACCCCCAAGUGACACUCCGCGAUCAAUUGAUUUUCGCUAUAUUUCUCCAAUCGGCGACCAUAUGCCUUGGGUUUUCAGCCGCCUAUCACACGUUGAUGAGCCACUCUCAGGCUGUUUGUGGCAUGUGGUUGCAAUUUGAUUUCGUUGGAAUCAUUGUCUUGACACUGGGCAAGUUUAUCUCGGGAAUCAAUAUGACUUUCUAUUGUGAGCGAACUUUGAAACAUAUCUACUGGGCUAUGAUUCUUACCCUUGGCUCUAUCACAAUUUCGAUUUUGUUGAACCCCAAAUUCGCAGGCCGGGGUUGGCGUACCUUUCGCACUUGCGCAUUUGUCGCAACGGGUCUUUCUGGAUUUGCACCUAUGGCGCACGGUAUCAGGAUCUUUGGUUUCUCGCAAAUGGUAAAACAAUCAGGAAUGCCAUACUACCUGGUUGAAGGAGCCCUCCUCAUACUAGGAUCGGUGAUAUAUGCGACAAGAAUUCCAGAAUCCUUGAUGCCUGGGAAGUUCGAUAUAUUCGGCUCUUCCCACCAACUUUUCCAUCUCUUGGUGGUGCUCGCAACUGGAGUGCACUUCUUCGGAAUUCUCGCUGCAUUCGAUUACAACUACCAUCAUCGGAUCUGCGGUCUUUCGUGA